AUGGUCGCGGCUCGUCUGCGCCUCGCGCCGCCUCUGCUCCUCGCCGCCUCUGCGUGGGCCUCGCUCGCCUCCGGCAGCGAGUGCAGCGACAAGCACGGGCCCCGGCUCGGCGCCGUCGCCUCCGAGAGCGGCAUUUGCAGCAGGAUCGGCGCGCGGCUGAUCCAGGAUGGCGGCAACGCGGCCGACGCCCUGGUCGGCACCGUCUUUUGCAUCGGCACCGUCGCCAUGUACCACAGCGGCAUCGGGGGCGGCGGCUUCCUGCUGCUGCGGACCGCCAACGGAACGUACGAGUACCUCGACUUUCGCGAAACCGCGCCGGCGGCAGCCUACGAGGCCAUGUACAAGGGCAAUGUCAAGGCUAGCAUGUACGGCGGCCUGGCCAGCGGAGUUCCCGGAGAAUUGCGUGCCACCGAAUACCUCCACAAAACGUACGGCAAGCUGAAAUGGGCCGACGUCAUCGCCCCGUCCAUCAAGCUCGCUCGCUACGGCUUCACCGUCACCGAGGACCUCGUCAAGUACAUGGAUUCCGUGUCGCCCAACGCCUUCCUGACCGAGGACCCGACCUGGGCCAUGGACUUCGCCCCCCGCGGCUGCCGCGUCGGGCUGGGCGAGACCAUGACGCGCAAGCGCUACGCAAACACCCUCGAGGCCAUCGCGGAGCAGGGCGCCGACGCCUUUUACACGGGCGCCAUCGCCCGGGCCACCAUCAACGCCCUGCGGGCGGCCAACGGCACCAUGACCAUGGACGACCUCGCCAACUACACCAUCGCCCACCGGAACCCCAUCAGCAUCAACUACCGCGGCUUCAACAUCACCAGCACCAACGCCCCGUCCAGCGGAGCCGUGGCGCUCAGCGCUCUCAACAUCCUCGCCGGAUACAACAGCGGCCAGUUCCAGGAGCCCAGCCGCUCCAACCUCUCCACGCACCUGCUGGUCGAGGCCAUCAAGUGGGGCUACGGCCAGCGCACCAAGCUGGGAGACCCGUCCUUCGUCUCCGGCCUCGACAAGUACACCCUGGACAUGAUCUCGGCAGACACCGCUGCCGAGAUUCGCUCCAAGAUCCUCGACGACAAGACCUUCAACGUCUCGUACUACGACCCCCAGGGCAUCGAGUCCUUGGAGACGCCCGGCACAUCGCACAUUGUCACGGCUGACGCCUCGGGCAUGUCCGUGUCCAUGACCACCACCAUCAACCUGCUGUUCGGAUCCAACCUCAUGGUCCCGGAAACCGGCGUCAUCAUGAACAACGAAAUGAACGACUUCAGCAUCCCCGGGGAAAGCAACGCGUUCGGUUACAUCCCCAGCACCGCCAACUUCAUCAGGCCCGGCAAGCGUCCGCUGUCCUCCAUCUCUCCCCUCAUCGCAGAGACGCCCGACGGCAAGCUGUUCUUCUCCAUUGGCUCCGCCGGGGGUAGCCGCAUCACCACGGCCAAUAUCCAGAAUGCCAUCCAUUUGAUAGACGGCAACAUGACGACGGCGGCAGCCCUCAAGGAGCCCAGGCUGCACGACCAGCUGGUGCCAGCCUACGUCACCUUUGAGACGACGUACAACAACGCCACCGUCGACUUCCUCAGGGCCAUAGGACACAACGUGACUUGGGUGGCGCCAGGCCAGAGCACCGCGCAGGCUCUGCGGCAGUUGCCAGAUGGGACCUUUGAGGCGGCUGGUGAGCCGAGACAGAAGAACUCUGGUGGUUAUGCCGUGUAA
Molecule: messenger RNA, 1707 nt
Organism: Ustilaginoidea virens
Lineage: Eukaryota; Fungi; Ascomycota; Sordariomycetes; Hypocreales; Clavicipitaceae
Exons: 2
Coding region: 1-1707 (568 amino acids)
Biological process (GO): glutathione catabolic process
Cellular component (GO): plasma membrane
Molecular function (GO): glutathione gamma-glutamate hydrolase
Source: RefSeq, a predicted model, not a curated record